AUGACUGUUACUUUUGGAGCGAUUUGCGGUUUGCUGCAAAGCAUUGAGAAGAUCACCUCGCAAAGGCCACAACCCCGACCGAGGCAAAUUGCAGAGAGCAAGCGUCAAAUCAUACGCAACUGGUUUGAGAACCAACGCGAUAGUCUUGAUGACCCAGGUACGGAUGGCGGCGCAGUUCUAUCUGUGAUCUUUCCGCAUCGAAGAAAAGAUCGAGUCUAUGGUAUCGGACCACCACGCCUUGCCAAAAAGCUCAUCCGCUUAUUGCGUCUGAACCACAAUCAAAAGGCGAUUUUUGAUGGCUGGAAUAGCGGAACCCUCGGUGAUCUAGGGGUCUAUGCGGAGAAAGCAUUACAGUCCCGUGAUGGCACGUUCCAAGCCAAACCUAUUAUUCCAAUUGAACAUAUCGAUCGACUACUUGGUCAGCUGGCUGCGAAAUCAAGGUUCUCAGACGCUCUGAUCCGGAAGAAAGGCAACGGUGAGACGAAUACUGACGCGGAGCUCAAUAACAUACUCAUUCGACUUGACUCGUGGGAAGUGAAGUGGCUGGUACGUCUGAUUCUCAGAGACUACUGCACGAUAGAUAUAGACGAAGAGUUCGUCUUCCAGCAGUACCACUUCCUCCUGCCUGAUCUUUUGAAUUUCCAAAAUGACUUUGACGCGGUCUCUGGAAUGCUCCGAGGCGAGUUAAGCGGCUAUCCUGCACAUCCGAAUCAUACCCGAGAGCAUGAAAUGCGAAUCGAAGCAGCGAAGAAACUUUGUGCCGUAGUUGGCAUUAAAGUUGGUCGCCCGACGUUUCACAAAGCUUGGUCAUUCAACAAUUGCAUCAAGCUAGUCGGCAAUCGAGCUUGGGCGGCUGAAGUCAAAUACGACGGUGAAUACUGCGAGAUUCACAUCGACCUCGAGAACGUCUCAAACAAGAUCAAAAUCUUCUCAAAGAACGGCAAGGACGCUACGGCGGAUCGUAGAGCUUUACACAGCCCUAUUCUUGAAGCCCUACGCAUUUGCCAGCCGGAUUGUCGUUUCAAGAAGCAAUGUAUCCUUCUAGGCGAAAUGGUCUUGUACAGCGAUAGGGAGAAGAAGAUCAUGCCUUUCUCCAAGAUCAGAAAACACAUCUCUCGCUCAGGCUCCUUCAUUGGCACACUCCAGGACUCCUUGCCACACGAGUGGGAGCAUCUCAUGAUUGUGUUUUUUGACGUUUUGAAAGUAGACGACAAGGAGGUCCUACGUCAUUGCCUCCAGGAUCGUCGAUUGAUUCUGCGAGAUCUCGUCCGUAUCACACCGGGUCGGGCGAUGCGCUCAGAAUGGACACUGCUCGACUUCAAGACAGGGGACGGCAUUACGGACCUCAAGCAGGCUUUUGCCCGCACACUUGCCGAACGCCAAGAAGGUCUGAUUCUGAAGCCGCUUCAUGCGCCCUACUUUCCGUUGCUUUCGGAGCAGGGGUAUGCCAAAUCAAGUUUCUUCAUCAAGUUGAAGAAGGACUACCUAAGCGAUAUGGGCGGCGAGCGCGAUUUGGGUGACUUUGCCGUUAUUGGAGCAAGCUACGACGCGCAGAUCGCUCCAAAAUCCAAUAUCAAGCCGUUACAUUGGACACAUUUCCACCUGGGAUGUUGUACUAAUCUAGGUGACGUGCAGCGAUCAGGAGCAAGGUCAAAAUUCAAGGUCGUUGCCAGUCUAAGCCUUGACAAAUGCAUACCAAAGCCGGAUGUAAAGUACCUCAACAUCCAAGGAUAUGUGCGUCAAUCUGCCUUGCGGGCAGACGGCUCUACCAAGGAAUUUGACAUUGAGCAGAGCCCGUUCGUCGUAGAAGUCCUAGGAGGUGGGUUGGAGAAGCUUCAAAACGAGAAAUUCGAAAUGCUUCGCCAUCCCCGCAUCAAGAAGAUCCACCAGGAUCGGACAUGGAGAGACAGCGUCACCCUGAAGCAGCUUGAACAAAUGGCCGAGGACAAAUGGGAGAUACCCGACGCCGACCAACUAGACGGCCACGCAAAACAUGUGGCCCUGCUAGCCAAAAGAUACAUGAAACAGGCACACCCUUCUCAAAUCUCAAUCGCAACGGACAACUCCUCGCAAACAUCCCAACAAACAACCCAGCGCAGCUCUCAGGAAACACCCGUACACAUCGCCACUGACGCCAUAGUCCCCGAAACCCAGGAACAAACAUGCGCAUCCUACUCCUCCACCCAAUGGUCCAUAGACGGCAGCACACAAGGUCUAGGUCUCCGCGCCUCCCACGAGACCCGCCUCCUCAUACCCCAGGACCCCGCUGAACACCUCCCCACCGCACCCUCUCCAACCCCAAACCCCCCCGCCCGGAUGAAGCCCUCCACACACACUGCAGGCCGCGUACGCAUACCGCCAUCAAGCAGGAAACGCAACUCCUCCUCCACAAGCGCCAUCAGCCCGCCCAAACCCAAAAGAAGCAGAGUCCUCAGCCCACUGCACGAUGUGCGCAGUAAGCAGAAUCUGGGCUCGUUUGGGUUCGAUGCUGAGGAGCAGGUUAUACAUGUUUAUGCCAAGGAGGGGGUGAGCGUGUUUGUGCAUGCUGCUGAUGGGGCAGGGGGGGACGAGUGUUGA
This is a messenger RNA of Plenodomus lingam JN3, 2577 nucleotides long. NCBI's taxonomy places the organism in Eukaryota, Fungi, Ascomycota, Dothideomycetes, Pleosporales, Leptosphaeriaceae. The record is from RefSeq and is a predicted model, not a curated record.